CAGCAAGACAAUCCCUUAGUGCCCUGCCUUUCAGUCUCCUAAAUAAAACCCCUGCCCUGCGUACCUCCAGGACUGUUUGGUGUACCACCCUGUAAAUCAUUCAAAGGUAAGUGGCUGCUGUUUGUGUUACUAAGAUUACACCAAGUGUGAGAUAACCAUAGCCUGGAUUUGGAAGCUAGUGAACUCCAGAUCCAGUCUCGGUGAGCAGUGUGACUUAGUACUUGUUACUUAACCUUUCUUUAGAAAGGUUUAGGUUGACCUGGUUCCUUCAUCUGGCUUGCAGGUAAGAAAUGCGAAGCACUUGGCACAUAGAGCCCAAUGAAUUAGCGAUUACUCGAAGAGAUGAUGCACGUUAAGUUAGUCUGAAAAGUAUAAAAUACUCCACAAAUGGAAGUAGUUGUCUCUCGGUGGGUUCUAGGAUGGGAAGGUCUCAAGCCCGUUCUGCAACACCAGGAACAGCGCCCAGGUCGUAGAAGGCAGGGGGAGGAAAGUCACUGCAGAGAAAAGUCCUCCCCUGGUCCUCGAAUCCCCCACGUUGCGCUCUCCUGGAGCGCCGAGCGGUGCUCGAAGUCCUUCAGUUCGAUGACAGAUGCCAAAAAGAGAGGGGAACGGGCAGGCUUGGCCACUCGCACCUCCGCAGGAGGGACUAAGCUUCCGCUGCCAGGAUCAGUUCCGCGAGGCGGAGAGACGACGUGCACUGGCGAUAACCGUCUUAACCCCGUCGGGGCUGACGAGUGCGCAUCCUGUCGCUGCUGAUAGGGGCACUCGUCCUGCCACGCGCCAAGCACGGUCCCCUUUGCGCAUGCGUAGUUCCUUCCGGCCAGCGUCCCCACCCCCACAGGAGUUACGUACGGGCGGGGUGUUCCCUGCACUUUCCGAGGCGGCGAGCGGCGGCCCGGACCAACCGGAAGUCCAGCGCGACAACCGCUAGAGGAGAGGUAGGGUAGGAGGAGAAGCUUUGGAGCCGGAAGUGUGACCUACCAGCCUUUCUACCCGGGCGGGGAAGCCGGAAGGAGACGGCGCCGGCAGGCGGGGCGUGGCCUCGGCGGCGGCGGGCGCUAGGAUUGGCCCGCGGCUGCGGCCACGGCGAGGAUUGGCCCUGGCGUGCGGAGCGAGAGGUCGCCCUUGUUGGAAGUGAAGGGGAACAUAGAGGUGAAGAGACCCCUGCCCAAGCCCCCUUCCCGGCUGCCCUUGUCAGGAAGCAGACUUAAGAGGGGGCCUGAGCAGAUGGAGGAGGCCUUGGAACCUGAGAAGAAAAGGACUCGAGGCCUGGGCACCAAAAUCGCCCCGUCCCGCCCCAGAGCAGCGUUGCUCACCGCAGUGCCUCAGACGCAGGGCCAGGCUGCAGCGCGCACGGCUCCCAAGAAGACAGGACCCCGCUGUCCCACAGCUGUUGCCACAGUGCUGAAGAAUCAGAAGCCAGGCCCUGCUGUUCCUGCCCAGAAGCCUGGCACAGCUGCCCCUCCCAUGGUGGGAGGGAAGAAGCCCAGCAAACGUCCGGCCUGGGACUUAAAGGGUCAGUUAUGUGACCGAAUGGCAGAGCUGAAAUGCUGCCGUGAGAGGAAUCAGAUUUUGGAUCAGGAGAACCAACAGCUGCGGGACCAGCUUAGGGAGGCCCAGCAGCAGGCCUCGGCCCUGGGCAUAGAGCGCCGGACACUGGAAGAGGAGUUGGCCCGGGUUCGGGUCCAGGCUGAGCAGGGCCAGCAGGAGCUGGGGAGGCUGAGUGCCCGGGUUCUGGAGCUGGAGGAGCGGCUGGGCACGCAGGAGGGCUUGGUGCAAGUGCUUCAGAGAGAGCAGCUGGGGCUGCAGGAGGAGCGGAGAGGGCUGGCCACCCGGCUGGAGGAGCAGGAGCGGAGGCUGCAGGCAUCAGAGGCAGCGCUGUCGGACAGCCAGGCGGAGGUGGUAUCUCUUCGCCAGGAGGCUGCGGCCCAGGCGGUCUUGCUGGCUGAGCGGGAAGACCGCCUGCACGGGCUGGAGAUGGAGCGCCGGCGGCUCCACAACCAGCUGCAGGAGCUCAAAGGCAACAUCCGUGUGUUCUGCCGUGUCCGCCCAGUCCUCCCUGGGGAGCCCACCCCGAACCCCGGCUUCCUCCUGUUCCCUGGCGGGCCCGCUGACCCUCCAACACGCCUCAGCCUCUCCCGGUCUGACGAACGGCGUGGGACCCUGAGUGGGGCACCGGCCCCCCCCACGCGACAUGACUUCUCCUUUGACCGGGUCUUCCCGCCAGGGAGCAGGCAGGACGAAGUGUUUGAGGAGAUUGCCAUGCUUGUGCAGUCCGCCCUGGAUGGUUACCCAGUGUGCAUCUUUGCCUAUGGCCAGACCGGCAGUGGCAAGACCUUCACCAUGGAGGGUGGGCCUGCGGGAGACCCCCAGGUGGAGGGGCUGAUCCCCCGGGCCCUGCGGCACCUCUUCUCUGUGGCACAGGAGCUCAGUGGCCAGGGCUGGACCUACAGCUUUGUGGCCAGUUACGUCGAGAUCUACAACGAGACUGUCCGAGACCUGCUGGCCACUGGGACCCGGAAGGGCCAGGCGGGUGAGUGCGAGAUUCGCCGGGCAGGGCCAGGGAGUGAGGAGCUUACUGUCACCAACGCCCGCUAUGUUCCUGUCUCCUGUGAGAAAGAGGUACAGGCCCUGCUCCAUCUGGCCCGCCAGAACCGGGCUGUGGCCCGCACGGCCCAGAACGAACGGUCAUCACGCAGUCAUAGCGUGUUCCAGCUGCAGAUCUCUGGGGAACACGCGGCCCGAGGCCUGCAGUGCACCGCCCCGCUCAGUCUUGUGGACCUGGCCGGGAGCGAGCGGCUGGAUUCCGGCCUUGCCCUCGGCCCUGGGGAGCGGGAACGCCUUCGGGAAACACAGUCCAUUAACAGCAGCUUGUCCACACUGGGGCUGGUCAUUAUGGCCUUGAGCAACAAGGAGCCCCAUGUGCCUUACCGGAACAGCAAGCUCACCUACCUGCUGCAGAACUCUCUGGGUGGCAGCGCUAAGAUGCUCAUGUUCGUGAACAUCUCCCCCCUGGAAGAGAAUGUCUCUGAGUCUCUCAACUCCUUGCGCUUUGCUUCCAAGGUGAACCAAUGUGUCAUUGGUACUGCCCAAGCCAACAAGAAAUGAAGACGGAUCUAGAGUGUGUGUGUGUGUGUGUGUGUGUGUGUGUGUGUGUGUGUGUGUGUGAGACACAGGGGCAAGGGAGGUGGGUGCGGGUGCUUUCUUGGUGGGGGGUGCUGUGAUAUCUGGGCUUAUCAAAUAAAGAAGAGGUUUUUUUCGCUGUUUUUAAAUAAAGGUUUUAUUAGCGGUUGCCCAAUCA
Messenger RNA from Phacochoerus africanus (Common warthog), 3301 nucleotides. It is a transcript of the gene KIFC1, whose product is annotated as kinesin family member C1. The transcript has 11 exons. The record is from RefSeq and is a predicted model, not a curated record. The coding region runs from base 1228 to 3108 and encodes 626 amino acids. NCBI's taxonomy places the organism in Eukaryota, Metazoa, Chordata, Mammalia, Artiodactyla, Suidae. Gene Ontology annotation, molecular function: microtubule binding; ATP binding; microtubule motor activity. Gene Ontology annotation, biological process: microtubule-based movement.